Ailuropoda melanoleuca (giant panda) is the source of this 2092-nucleotide messenger RNA. It is a transcript of the gene COMMD7, whose product is annotated as COMM domain containing 7. Gene Ontology annotation, biological process: negative regulation of DNA-templated transcription; tumor necrosis factor-mediated signaling pathway. Lineage: Eukaryota; Metazoa; Chordata; Mammalia; Carnivora; Ursidae. The record is from RefSeq and is a predicted model, not a curated record. The coding region runs from base 91 to 690 and encodes 199 amino acids. The transcript has 9 exons. Gene Ontology annotation, molecular function: NF-kappaB binding.
CGAAAGUGCGGCUGCGGAAGCGCGGCGAGGCGGGCGGCGGCGAGGGAGGAAGCUGGGAGGCGGCGGGUCCUGUGGGGCCGAGCGGACGCCAUGGGCCGGCUGCACUGCGCGCAGGACCCCGUGCCCGAGGCCGUGGGCGGCGACAUGCAGCAGCUGAACCAGCUGGGCGCGCAGUUCUCGGCCUUGACAGAAGUGCUUUUCCACUUCCUGACUGAGCCAAAAGAGGUGGAAAGGUUUCUGGCUCAGCUCUCUGAGUUUGCCACCACCAAUCAGAUCAGUCUUGGCCCUCUCAGAAGCAUCGUGAAAAGCCUCCUUCUGGUUCCAAAUGGUGCCUUGAAGAAGAGUCUCACAGCCGAUCAGGUUCGGGCUGAUUUCAUAACUCUUGGUCUUAGUGAGGAGAAAGCCACUUUCUUUUCUGAAAAGUGGAAGCAGAGUGCCCCCACCCUUGCUCGAUGGGCCAUAGGACAGACUCUGAUGAUUAACCAGCUUAUAGAUAUGGAGUGGAAAUUUGGAGUGACAUCUGGGAGCAGUGAACUGGAGAAAGUGGGAAGUAUUUUUUUACAAUUAAAGAUGGUGGUUAAGAAAGGAAAUCAAACUGAAAAUUUGUACAUAGAAUUAACCUUGCCUCAGUUCUACAGCUUCCUGCACGAGAUGGAGCGAGUCAGAGCCAGCAUGGAGUGUUUGAGCUGAUUUCUGGCCCCUUCCCUGCCCCCUUCUCUUCCAUGGGUGGCUGCUCUGAGAGGCACCUCGCCCACAGGCCUCUGGGGUGCUGAUAAGGGCCCUGCUUGCUUCUUGGGAGCCCAGGUGCAAAGGUUUCUGGAAAACAACAGGAUUAAGUACUUAAAGAGCCCUGUACGAUUACUCUGAAUUCUUUGUGAGGGGAACCUCCAGCACCUAUCUCCCAGGACACUUUUUCGAUAUUCCAACAGGCUGUUGCAUCUCAAAUCCACGGGAGGAAGUAAGUGGUUACCUCCCCCAUCAAAGUUCCAGAGUAAACAGAUCGGUGCCAUCAAGAUGCACACUGAUCACCCUCCCCUCAAAAAAGCAAGGGCUUAUUUAUGGCUGACACACGUGGGGAGCCCCCAGCGAUUUUUCUACGCACUCUGCAUUUGUGGUGGUGGUGGUGCAUUGCUAAUCAGUUUUUAACGGGGCACCUGUGUAUAAAUGUUGCUUGGUCUGCUCUGAAAAGAACUGAGGCCAACCUCUGUCCUCAUUUCAGGUUGUGCCCUGUUGUGUUGUAAUGAGACUAUUUUAGCUUGUUUUGGUUCAGGCUGACCUUCUCUGUUGGUUAGAUGAUGAAUAAAAAAAGGUUCUAAAGAAAAGGUCUGAAUCCAGUUGUGUCUGCAUGGAUGAAAGAGUCAUCUGCCUUGCAGAGCGCUAGUGCUCUAAUCUUCAACUGUUAUUUUCCUGGUUUUGGUGAAGGCCCUCAGUCUUCAGUGAAAUUAGCUGUGGCCCAAAAGCUGAAUUUGUAAGAGCAGUUCAGGGGAGACUGGGGUUAAAAACAUCAUGAAAAGCGUGAGUGCUUUGUGUUCUGAUGACUUUAGGCCCCCGCCUAGCAUGUGGUUCAAAAGGUACAUUGUAAAGUAAUCCCUUCUCACCCCCAUUCCCCAGUUACCUAGUUCCUUUCCCCAGGUAACCACUGUUACAGUUUAUUCUGUGUUCUUCCGGACAUAUUUCUUGCAUUUGCAAGUAUAUAGGCAUAGCGUUUGAUUUUCUUCCCACACAAGUGGUGGUAUAGUGUACACACGGCAUCCCGUGUCUUGCGUUUUUUCUACUUCACUUAAAAAUCAUUCCACAUCUGAACAGAGAAAGGGGAAAACAAACACAAACAGAGUGGGCUCAUUCUUUGUAACAGAUGCACCGUGUUUCUUCAAAUGGGUGAUUUUUUAAAUUGGUUUUCUACUGGUAGGUGUUUGGGUUGGUUCCAUUCUUUUUCUCAUAUAAAUCAUUCUGCAUCUGAAUAUUUUUGUAUGUCAUUGUGCAUGUGUGGAAGUAUAUUUGUAAAGUAAAUAUAUGGGUGUGGAAUUGCUGGGUCAAAGAAUAUGUGCAUUUAUCAGAAUGUAAAAAGGAAUAAAGCAAAAAGAUGAUUCUA